This is a messenger RNA of Cephus cinctus (wheat stem sawfly), 6781 nucleotides long. Its product is annotated as collagen alpha-1(XI) chain. The transcript has 19 exons. Lineage: Eukaryota; Metazoa; Arthropoda; Insecta; Hymenoptera; Cephidae. Bases 774 to 6266 code for a protein of 1830 amino acids. The record is from RefSeq and is a predicted model, not a curated record. Gene Ontology annotation, molecular function: extracellular matrix structural constituent.
UGAAAUAUUUAAUUACCUGCUUGACUCUUAAUACAUUUUUAUCCUUUAUAGUUGCUGACUUGACUAGCCGGCGCGGAUUCUCCUGCGCCCAAGUAAGCCGACCGAUUGCUCAUUUGAAAAAUAUUCAGAGAGCUACGUAUUAGGUACUUGGCGCUGUAGAAAUUUCCGGCAACAUUUCACGCGCUCAUAUGGCUUGUACAUGAAAGAAGAAGAAGAAAAAAAAGACACACUGUAUCAUCGAGUGCCAUGUGUUAACGAAAUCAUUGACUCGGAGUAGUCGCGGAAUUGUCAUUAAAGUCACAUGUGUCGAAUGCGUAAGACGGUAGAGGAAGGUGACGGCGGAGGAGGAUUUGAAAAUACGAGACUGGAGGAUGACUCGUGAGGAAGAAGGGAGGACGAUGGAGCCAAGCGUAAAAGAGAAUGGGCUAGAAGUAGAGGAAGACGAUGGAACGUAGGAGGUGAUUCUGGACGAAGAACGAGAUGCGUGGGGAUGCCUGGCAAUAGAUGUGACUCGGUUAUCUUGUAAAAGAAACUCUUCACUUUCAGUAGGAGCGAUUCGGCCGUUCGAACGGACAUGAUCGUGUCUGUAAACUUUUAUUAGAUCGAUCGGAUCCCCAUCAGGAUCAUUUAUCUCCGGUAUCGAUAGUGUCCUCAAUAUAUAUACAGGACGCUAUAGGAAGCGGCCAUAUCCGGCGGAUUUGAAUCCGGUGGCGACAAUCGAAAAUACGAGUAGCGAGGAGAGAAAAAUGAUUUGAGUGAAAGGGAACAAAAGCAUGCGAGGAGAAUACGUGAAGCAGCCAUGGAAAAAGCUGCGUUGCGCCACUCCAACCACCCUCCUACGACCCCUAAUAAUUCUUGGCAUCGGUUUACUUUUAUUCACGAGAUCUAAUGGCGUCGGAGCAGACAUCGCUUUGAGGGAUAUGGGGGUAGGAAUUAUAGAUCUAUUGGAGGGUACUGGUAUUGAUAGGGCAGUGUCAGGUGUUACCGUGGGAAGAGGACGUUGCGAAAAAAACAGCUCGGCUGCUUACGAAUUAGACCAAUCGGCAUUGCUUACGGUAAACACAGCUACUUUGUUCCCAACUGGAUUCCCGAAGGAUUUUUCGAUUCUGGUGGUCGUUAGGCCAAUUUCCGGAAACCCAACGUCCACCCUGUUCGCCAUAUACAGUGAUAACGGCGAGGAACAGCUGGUUAUAUCGUUGGGCAAUGACGUCACCAUGUUGUACAGUACCAGCAACGAGAAUGAAGACGAUGCGAAUGUUAUGUCAUUCGGAAUUGACAUAUCCGAUGGGAAUUGGCACCGUUUGGGUUUUAGCGUAAAGGGCGAUUCCGUGACUUUGAUUGCCGAUUGUAACAACCAGAUGACGCGAGAAUUACGUCGUAAUCAAUUGACAUCGAUUAGCACGAGUGGAAUCGUCAUUAUCGGUCAACAACUUGUGGACGGGAAUAUAUUUUUGGGAGGAUUGGAAUUGUUGAGGAUAGCACCGAAUCCCGAUGCGGCUUUUGAAAUUUGUAACGUAUUCGCGGCUGAUUGUCAAAAUGACGUAGGCCGGGCUGAAGUCGUAUCCCAUCAUUCGAGUGAAAUACUGACCGGCGGUUCUGCUGGGAGUCAUUAUGGUUCCUCGUCUAUGACCUCAUCUUCGUCUCAUUAUUAUGAAACAUCAGCCAGGAGCGACUUAGGGUACACUGGGAGCAGUCAGACUUCCGGGUUGGCGGAGGGCGGACCUGCCUAUGGUGGACUCUCGUCUGGACUUGCUGGACGAUCAGUAGAGGCAGGUUCCGGCGUAGAUGGUCAGCGAAAUUCGAAUUUGAACCGGACUGCAUCGGGAAUUGGUGGCUGGAAUGAUUUUGGGCCUAUCGAAGUGACUGUUGAAGAAGAUUACGAAGAUGGGGAUGAGAAAGAGGAGGAUAAAGAUAAGGAGGGACAGAUAGAUGCUGAAAACAAUACUGAUGAGGAGGACCUUUACUCACCCUUAGGACCCGAAAAUUUUACUUCUGGAAUUUUGCCUGCGGAGAAUCGGAGACCUAAUUUUACAGAAUUGCCCACGACAGAAAGAUACGCAACUGAGAGUUCUUACAGAGAAAGUUAUAGGCCGAUCGACAGAUCCUAUGAUACCCCAAGUUAUCCAGGAUCUUAUGGGUCUUAUAACUACGGGUAUUAUAACGUACGUGGUCAUCCGGGUCCACGAGGGUAUCCUGGUCCCCCGGGUGAUCCUGGACCCCCAGGAAAAAAGGGAGAGCCUGGUAGAGAUGGGUUAGGGGGUGUGCAAGGAGCUCCAGGACCUCCAGGUCAUGUGUUCAUGCUGCCUUUAAAUCAACAAGGCAAUGAGAAAGGGCCUGAUUCGCAAGCUGAGGCCUUCAGGCAGAUGUUAUCGCAGCAUAUGUUGGCUAUGAGAGGGACUGAGGGUCCGAUGGGUCUUACUGGUAUACCAGGUCCGGAAGGACCUUCCGGUGCUCAAGGUCAGAAAGGUGAACCUGGGGAUAUUGGUGAGCCUGGAUUAAGAGGGGAGCGAGGGAGUCCUGGUAAUGUGGGAAGAGAAGGCAGACGAGGUCGACCGGGAAGGGAUGGCGAUCGUGGUCUUACGGGUCCUCCAGGAAUGAAAGGGGAGCAGGGCUUGCAAGGAUUGCCAGGAUUGCCGGGUGAUAAGGGUGAAAGGGGUGCACUGGGGGCCACUGGAGAACAAGGUUUACCUGGGCACGAAGGGAUGCAGGGUGAGGAUGGUCCACCCGGACUGCCAGGGUUGCCUGGUGAAUUGGGACCCAGAGGAUUUAUAGGACCACGAGGUUUCCCAGGAUUACCAGGCAAUCCUGGAAUUCCUGGAAGCGAAGGACCACCUGGAUCCAAGGGUAAUACAGGUCCGCCAGGUUCUCCUGGUCCACCAGGUCAAGCGGGUCCAAUGGGAGCUGUGGGUCCGCCAGGACCUCAAGGUCUUCUAGGACCUACUGGUUUAGUCGGACCUCAAGGAAAGCCUGGAAUACCUGGUCUUUCGGGGGCUGAUGGUUCUCCAGGACAUCCUGGUAAUCCAGGUGUUCCAGGAAUGAAGGGUGAGCAAGGUCCUCAAGGUCCUCAAGGUUCAUUGGGGUUCCCGGGUGUCCGGGGUGUUAAGGGCGAUGAAGGGAAACGGGGUAUGACUGGUGAUCGUGGCGAGAAGGGAGACAGAGGUCUGGAGGGUGACAAAGGAGACAUGGGCUCAAAAGGUGAAGCGGGACAGCCCGGACCUCAAGGAAUACCUGGUCUCGAAGGUUUGGAAGGUCCUAAGGGUUUCGAAGGUCCUAGAGGAGAAACUGGACCGACUGGGCCUCCUGGUGAAAAGGGAAAGCUCGGAGUGCCAGGUUUUGCUGGAUAUCCUGGAGCCCCAGGAGAGAAGGGAGAGAAAGGUCAACCGGGUCGAACUGGAUCUACCGGUGACAAGGGUGAACGCGGAAAUACUGGAAUGCAAGGCGAACGUGGUGAAAUGGGACCCAGGGGAUUUAGAGGUGCACGUGGGCGACGUGGCUCCGAAGGAUUUCCUGGACCAAAAGGUGACACGGGGCAACCAGGUCCUCCAGGAGCUCAGGGUGAACAAGGACCACCAGGAAUGGAAGGUCCUCGCGGUUUCAUAGGACCCACUGGUGCGCAGGGUCUCAAUGGAAAAGAUGGGCUGCCCGGUCCUCCUGGAGAACGUGGACCCGCAGGAGAAUCCGGUCCCCCAGGACCUCCAGGUGCUCCUGGCGUACUUGGUCCUCAUGGUCCUCCCGGUGAACCCGGGCAACCGGGAGAGCCAGGGAUUCCGGGUAAUCCGGGAAUUCCAGGGGAGUCUGGACCGGCGGGAGAUCAUGGGAAGGAAGGUCCACCGGGACCACCAGGAUUACCGGGAAAGGAUGGGCCCCAAGGACCUGGAGGACUGCCUGGUUUCCCAGGAGAAAGAGGAAUGAAUGGGUUGCCGGGUAUGCCAGGCUUGAAGGGAGAAAUGGGCCCAGUGGGGCCUCCGGGAGCGACCGGUGAUAAAGGAGCUCAAGGAGAACCUGGCAAAGAUGGACCUCCUGGUCCUGAAGGACGUCAAGGGCAGAAAGGACCUCCAGGACCCGUAGGACUUAAGGGCGAAAGGGGUGAAGCGGGAAUGCCAGGACCUAUUGGACGAGAUGGGUUACCAGGACUACGUGGAUUACCCGGACCCCCGGGACCCGUCGGUGUUCCUGGGGAGGAUGGUGACAAAGGAGACAUGGGUCCUCCUGGUGAAAAGGGUUUUAAGGGAUCUCAAGGAGAGUUCGGACCCUCAGGACCUCCUGGCAUACAAGGUCCGAGAGGGGAACCAGGACCAAUGGGACCGCCGGGGGAGAAAGGUCCACCCGGGGAGAUUGGAAGACAGGGAACCAAAGGCGAAGAUGGGCCCACUGGAGUACCAGGACCUGCAGGCCCUAUUGGGCCUCAAGGUAUUCCAGGACCUCCUGGAAUAAAGGGUGAAGUUGGUGAUUCGGGAGUAACAGGUCCUCCGGGUCCUGCCGGAAGUCCUGGUGAGCAGGGUCCAAGAGGACCUAAGGGAGUAGAAGGUCUGCAAGGACCACCUGGAUUGGAAGGACGACAAGGAGAGAAGGGUGAAGCAGGAAAUCCUGGUCCACCUGGUAUUGGUGGUACUGAUGGCAAGCCGGGUGAACGUGGUCCGCCAGGUCCCAAGGGAGAAGAAGGUAAAGCAGGGCCUGCUGGUCCCCCAGGAAGUCGAGGAAUCGGAGGUCCGGAAGGUCCUAAGGGUCAUGCAGGUCCACCUGGAUUUCCUGGACCUCCAGGAGAGCCUGGGUUUAUGGGUCCAAAAGGAGAACCCGGAAAAGAUGGUGAUGAGGGUAAAACGGGAGAUACCGGCAUGCCUGGAGAAAUCGGACCACCGGGAAAAGAAGGAAUGCCGGGUCCACCAGGAAAACCAGGUCCAGAGGGUCCAGCAGGAAUGCAAGGAAACACGGGUCUUCCUGGUGAAAAAGGCGACGUAGGCCCAAUCGGUGCACCGGGUCUUCAAGGUCGUCUAGGUCCCCAAGGUGAACCUGGCCCACAAGGAAUGCCAGGAAUGCGAGGAAUGCCCGGAGCAGCAGGAGAAAACGGACCACCAGGAUUAUCCGGGGCUCCAGGUACACCGGGAAAAAGUGGGCCCGCUGGACCAAAGGGUCAAAAAGGUGACAGAGGUCGAAGAGGUAUCAAGGGUCAUCGUGGUGAAUUAGGUCAAAGUGGUAUAAAAGGCGACCAAGGUGAGAAGGGCGAAAAGGGCAUGCGGGGACCAAUAGGACCAGAAGGUCCCAAAGGCAGUCCUGGGUCUCAAGGACCACCGGGUCCGAAAGGGAACGACGGACCUCAAGGUUUACCAGGAAUGGACGGUCCACUAGGACCCAAGGGCAUGACAGGCGGUGACGGAACGAAAGGUGAUAUGGGUCCACCAGGUCCACCGGGUCCACCAGGUCCUCCAGCCGAGCAAUCAAUGAUCCCACCCGAGCUCUUGUUCGCCAGAGAACAAAUGGGUAGAAGAAAGCGGGACCUUACUGGUGAUUUGACCAAUGAAGAUCUCAAUGACAGUUAUUUCACAAAGGAGAAAAACAAGGCCCGCAUAGAAGAAGAAUUGGGUCCGAAAUUCUUGGAUAUGUACGGCUCCAUAUACAGUAUGAGACAAGAAUUGGACCGGAUGCGUAAACCCACAGGCACUAGAGAGAACCCAGUAAGGACGUGCAAGGAUCUUUUCUAUGGUCAUCCCCACUUCAAUGACGGCUGGUACUGGAUCGAUCCAAAUUUGGGAAUGCCGGACGACGCCAUAUACGUUUACUGCAAUAUAACAGGUUUUGGUGAGACUUGCGUGUUCCCGGAUAUUCACAGUAGUCAAAUGCCGAACAUACCCUGGAGAAAGGAGGGCGAGAAGACCGAUUGGUAUUCUAAUCUACGUGGUGGCUUCCGAAUAACAUACGAAAGUAUAGGAGUGGUCCAGAUGACAUUCCUCAGACUCCUCAGUCAGGAUGCUCAUCAAAAUUUCACGUAUACCUGCAUCAACAGUGCCGCCUGGUACAGUGUUCCUGGAUACAACCAUAAUUUAUCGUUACGACUGUUAGGUGAAAAUAAUGAUGAAUUCUCCUACAAUGGUACCAGACCCAACAUCAUUGCCGACGGCUGCAAGACACGCAAAUCCAAAAGCGAAACGAUCUUCGUGGUGCAGACGAAGAAGCUUCAGCAGCUUCCACUAGUAGAUUUUUAUCCGGUCGAUUAUGGUUUGCCGCAUCAAGCAUUUGGUUUUUCGGUCGGUCCGGUGUGUUUCAAAUGAUUUAAAAAGAUUUUUCUUAAUUUUAUUAAUUCGGUGAAUUUGAAACACUAAAUUGUUGCUGUUUGACGUAACGUGGAAGUAUAGUAGCAUAAGAGCCAUGCUAAUAUUCACUCCCAGUCAAUUACGCUUUACACGUUUCGUAGAUACACUGUUAGAUUUUCACAGAAUCGACAACAUUUUUUUUUUUACAACAAUCAAUGUAGUUUCGAAGUUGAGAUUUUAGUGAAUAUCACGUACUUAUUCUUCACUGCCUAUAUGGAGGCCUCUUUAACGGCGCCACGUCGAAAAAGUGCAUCGUGCAUUUAAUUAGAGCGUAAGAGGUGCAAUUUAGCAUAAGAGUGGCAUAAACGCAUGUAAUUUACCGUGAAAGUCUUAAUUAUAUAUUUAUCCUUAUUUCUAGUAUUGUAGUCGAUCGUACAGUCACUUAUGACUUACGUGUAUUAACAUGCUGUACAGUACAGGCCAGGUUUUUCUUUUUCAUAAAUUUAUAAUAUAAGAAAAUACCGUUACAUACA